This is a messenger RNA of Glossina fuscipes, 2189 nucleotides long. RefSeq lists its product as uncharacterized. The coding region runs from base 56 to 1864 and encodes 602 amino acids. The transcript is spliced from 5 exons. Lineage: Eukaryota; Metazoa; Arthropoda; Insecta; Diptera; Glossinidae. The record is from RefSeq and is a predicted model, not a curated record.
UUAGAAGAUAUGAUAAAAAGAUUACCGUAUUAAAGUUCCGAUUUAAAUCAAAGAAAUGAAGCGACAACUAGGCCGCCAAUUAGUUGAUGAGCUAAAGCAAAAACAAGCUAUUACAUUUAGUUUGAUAAAUAAAAUUUUGUAUUCCAAACGAUUGUUAGUGGAUCACGUGCAAGCAUUGGAAGAAUUUAUGCGCAAUAAUGAACAAAAGCAAAAUAAUGCAGCUGAUGAAAUUGAUGGUGCCCUUAAUCAAAAGCUAAUAUGGUCCGAAAUAUUUACGGCGCGUAAUACGUGUAUUGCGCUAGGCUCAACAAUUUUGGAACAUUUUAUAACACCACGUUUUCUGCGUUUUACGCUUGUCCCGUCGGUAUUGAUUACGAGCGGCUUUAGUGCUUUGUACACUAUUAAAUAUUUGUUUGGUGUACGCAACAAAAUUGUAGAGACUGAGCUAGAGAAUCUUGUACGCACUAUUGAUGACUUUGGAAAUUGUAUACGACGCAACAUGACGUAUUUUAAUGAAAUUAUUGUCAUGAAACAACAAGAGCUCAUUGAGUCACGACAAAUUGAGAGAGCUUGGGAUUGCAUAACAGCUGCCAAGGAAGUAACAGAGAUAUUAUUUGAGGCUACAAGGAAACUUGAAUCACAAUAUCCUCUGCCUUCUCGUUUCUCGCAGUAUUAUGCACCUUUAGAAGACCUUAAGAAUUGUGAAUUUUUCGAAAACAAUGUGACUGAUUAUAGUCCUAGACAUAUUAAGGAUUUUCAUAAUAUCUUUGCGUAUGUCCAAUCGCAAUUUUUGUUACGCUUGGCUUUAACUCUUUACACAAAACCUUCGUUAAGCCAAUUAAACCGGGAAUUAGUCAAAAUCGAGAAUUUAAUACGACAACUGGCAUUGGAGGAAGAAAACCAUUUUAAAAAUCUUACCAUCGAACUGAACAAAGCAAAAUGUUUAGAAUUGCAAUCUUUGAAUGAAGAUAAAACCGUAAAAACACGCAAUGAUCCUAUCGGUAUAUUACAAGACUCCUCACUUAAACUUAGUGCUCGUAUGGUAGCUGUCGCAGCCGAAUGCCAGGCUUUGGAUAUAACUUUACAGCGACUUAACCAAAUUGAAACGGAGAGUAAAGACAGCGCUAAAUCUUUAGUGCAAGUGGCCAACAAUAUGCAUAGUAUUGAAAGCGCUUUAUCGAUUUGUUUUGAUGAUUUCCAGCGCUUAAUAUUGGUCUACAACAGAUUUCUAACUAACAAGUUAGAAUUAAAUGACGGGAAAAGAAAGCAAGACGAAGCCCCACAAACUUCAAGCGAAGAAUUUCCUGAUAGUUUUUUGCGUGUUGAAAUUUCGGAAUACCCUUCAGACACCGAAAAGAAAGAUGAUUUCUAUGCUUAUAUUUUUGAUGCAGAACGAAAUGAGAAUGAAGGUAAGAAGGAGCGCGAGGAACGUGAAAAGCUCUCUCAUGAUUUGGAAAUUUUAAACUUUGAAAAACGUGUAACCAGAGGUAAAUUUAGGCCCGUUCUAAAACAAUUAAAAGAACGCAUUAAUCCUAUACGCCAAGUAAUGCUUGAAAAAGAGCGCGAAGUUUUGGCCGCAAAAGGUAUUAAGAUUAGCGAACUGUUUCCCAAUGAGCUGACUAAGGACAAACAAAUAUCUGAAGAAAGCGGUAAUACCACAGGGGAUGAAGACUUUGCCAGUGAUAGUGAAGGCUUGGCGGAUUUGGAAUAUAAGAAACGAUCCCGUAAAGUUAAAGAACACGACAAUUUUGAAGAAUCGCGCAAUUUCUUAGCCCAAAAGCCAAAUCUUAAUUUAUUUAAACUGGACAUACCACCUCCAUCAAAUAUUCUCGGUGACGAAAGUAUACUGGAAAGUGAAUGUUGAACAUUCAUGUUAAACCAUAUGAAUGUGGUUUAUAAUUUUUCAUGGCUUUCAGCCCACUCUCACACGCUGCAACAUCAUUUUUGUUCCUUAUGCUUAUACUACAACGUUAUUUAUUUUUUUCACGUUUCUUUUUUGAAUGCUUUUAUUUAAUUAAGAAAAAAGUUUCCGUAUUAAUAUAUGUGCCUUCUAUCCGAAAGUCCAAAUAUACAAUUUUUUUACUUCCGUCUCUUUAAUGCUAGUCGAUCAUAUCAGCAAGCAAUGAUUUGUAAAACAUUUAUUUAAAAAACUAGUUCUCAUUACAUAAAAAUAUACAUCUAUAUAAAUU